This is a messenger RNA of Tetrahymena thermophila SB210, 4659 nucleotides long. RefSeq names its product translation initiation factor eIF3 subunit. The transcript has 18 exons. Lineage: Eukaryota; Ciliophora; Oligohymenophorea; Hymenostomatida; Tetrahymenidae. Gene Ontology annotation, biological process: organelle organization. The record is from RefSeq and is a predicted model, not a curated record.
AUGAAUGCUAAUUAACAAAUAAGAGAUAGGUUAAAUACAUUUGGUAAUUAAUAAAAUUUAAAUGACACCUUAGAAAGGAAAAAGACUACCCUAAGAUAAAUGUUUUAAGCAAAGACUGUUAAGUGCGAAAAGCUUUCUAAGAGUGGAAUGACUUGGAAUCAUAGGUUAUUAGAAGUGAGUGAUCAUAUUAGAUACUACAGUGUUGAACCUAAUAAAUAAUUAAAAGGAGAAGUAGCGUUGGAGGAUGUUUUUGAAAUAACUUUUCCAGAUGAGUCAAAAAAAAAUCCUAAAAGAAGCAUUUGUUUUACAUUUAGGGUUGAUAAAUAUAAAUAAUUUAAGAAUGGAUAAGAAAUUUAAUAGAAGAUCACUUAUAGUAAAAAUAAAACUGUAGGACAUUUAGUAUGGGCCUUUAAGUUUACUGAAAAGGAUAUGGAUGAGUAUUAAAAAAUAAAAGAUUUAAUUGAGCAAAAUAAUCAAAAUUUAGCUUAAAUGGGUAACUCUAUGAUAUAGCAGUCAUAAUUUAAUUAGAAUAAUAUGUAGGGAUAACAAUAAAAAGAUCGCUUGCAAGACUAGAUUCGAUUAUAGUCACAAAAUGAGAUUAUAGAAGGAAAUGAUUAAGAAAAUAAUUAAGAAGAUAUUUAAAAAGAUAGUGAUGAUGAAAACUAGAAGAAUGAGAAUUAAAAUAAUUAACUUAAUGGGAGAGAUUAUUUUUAGAAUUGUCUGUAAGUUAAUUAAGGGAAUCAAUACAAUUGGGACGAAAUGUACAAUAAACUAUUCGAAAUUUAUUAUCAAAGAAUAAAAUAAAAUAAGUAAUUAUCUGCCUAAGAAGAAAUAUAGAUGGCAAUAUAUUUAUUUACUAUUAUGGGAAAAUUCCGUGAAGAAUCUGUUCUAUGUGUUAAAGAGCUUAUUCAUGAGCUCAUAUUUCCAGAGAAAAAAAGAUCAUAUAUUGAAGUAUCUAGAGAACAUCCUAUGUACUAAUUUAAGUAGCAAGGAGAAAAGGUCUACGAAGUAAACAGAAUAUUUGUUAGGCUAUCAUAUAUACAAACCGUUUAUGAUAAAUAUGGAGAUAUUGUUGAUUAUGAAGAUGUAAAUACGAAAAAUUUGAGUAAUGAAUUUAAGGCAAAUAACUAUUUAACUAAUACCAUCCACGAUAUAGUAAUUUAGAGCAGAAUCUUCGAAUUAAGAAUUCCUUUGACUUGCUAGGUAGAGUAUUUAGGUUUUAAUUGUCUCUGCUAUGCUGUGCCAAAAGUUGAAAUGCCAGAUGAUGAAAUAAAAAAGUAUCAUAACAAGGGAUAUAGCAAACUAACUAAAUCACCUUUAGAUGCAUAAAAAGCAAGCUUAAUUUAAGGUUUUGAUAUUGAAGAUAAAUAUAAAAUAAAACCUAGUAUUGAGAUGAGUAUGAAAGCUAUCAGUGAUAAGAUGAAAUUAGAGCAAUUGAUCAGUAUGGAAUCAGAUAAGAAAGGUGGUAAUUUUCUUUCUUAUUUUUGUGAGGUUCACGAUUGGGACCAAAAAGCCUCUUCAGAAAAUAAGAACAAUUAAGAUACAAAUUAAGAUACAACUAUAGACACUAGUAAUAAGUUAUAUUACAUAUAUCGUACAUCUACUGUUUUACCUCUCCACAUAGAAGUUUCUGAAAAGCUAAAUAAAAGAGUAAAUCUUUUCAAAGAUAGACUUCGAGAGGAAUAUGCCUGCAGAUUAGAUAAACCUAUGUCAAAUUCAGCAUUUAUUGUGAGUUAAAAUACAUAACAAGAACUGAGGGUGACUCAAGCCUCUACAAUUCUAAUAAACUCUGUAUGUAAAUAAGUGCUUGAUGACCUUGAAAGUUUAAAAUUAAUAGCAAUAGGCCCUGAAUCUAUUAUAAGAAUAAUGCACAAAUAUGGAGUAAAUAUGAGACACUUGGGAAAGAUUGCUAACAAGGCUAUUUUACCUCAUGUUAAAAAUCUUUGUAUUGCUGAGAUGAUUGCAAGAUCUACCAAAAAAAUUUUAAGAGCCAACAUAUCAACAUACAUACUUAAAAAAUUCAGGAUUGGUGAGAAUUUUGAUGAAGACGAUGAAGCUGUUCUCGCAAAAUUUUAUGGGUUUGGUCAGACAGUAAUUCAACCAAAUAAUAAUGCCGAUAUAGAUAAAAACUAAAAUGAGAGGCCUAUAUAUCAGAAAUUGAUUGAGUUAAAAAAUCGUCUUUACAACGAAAUGAACUAAGAUAACUCAGUUGAAAAUAAUUAGCAAACAGUAAAUAGUGAAUAUAAUUGGAUACUAGAUGAAGACAAUGUUACCUCAAUUCUAUAAAAUCCUAAUUCUAAGAAUAAACGUGACUAUAAAAGACCUAUUUCGAAUAAGAAAGAUUAAGACUAAAAGGAUAUGAUUUAGAGAAUUUUCCAGAGAAAAUUAAGAGAAAUAUAUUGGGAUUACUUAAAUCUCGUUUUUUCAAAUGAUGAAGAAACAAAGAUCUUUUGGUAGGAAAUAUUGAGACCGUAAAUACACAAAGAUUUCGGAUAUGAUAUUGGUACCACGUUUCCUAUAGGAAUUUCUGAAGGAUUUGUCAUUCAUUCUAUAAAAUAUCAUUGGAGAAUAAAUUUCCAUGUUUAUGAUACCUUCAAGCUUUUUACUGCUCAGCCAUUUGGCUAGUAUGAGAAAAUAAAUUUUUUCUAAAUUUGUGUAAAAAGCAAGAUUUAUAAUAUGAAAAAUUUAAAUAUUCAUAAACUGGUUAACUUGCAUAAAAAAUAUAUAGAAGAGGGAAAGUAUGAUCUAGCUUUUUAUUACCUAUAAAUAAAAGAAAUCCUUUUGACAUCGUCAAAAGAAGUUGAAUACAAUCCUCCUCAAGCACAUGAGUUAAGUUAAAUUUUAAUAAAUCAAGCCUAUGUGAAGUAUAAGCAAACUAAAUCUUAAUUUUAAAAUUUAAAUCCUCAAGAUCGUUAACAAUAAAUAGAUUAUAUAGAACUAUUGAUAAAGUAAUCUAUGAAAUAUAUACCUCUUUUCCAUGGCGAAAUAAUUAAACUUGCAGGAUUAUAUGAGAAAGUUAGAUUUUUUAAAAAAUAAGAAAAAAUAGAAAAACCCAAAAAUUUUGAUCCAAAGAGUGAUAUUGGCAAUAUUUUAUCUAAUAUGGAUGCUCUUACCAGAAUACUAGAAUUUCAUUUAGGAAGAGGCCAUCCUCUAUAUUCUUUUCUUCUUUGUUUCUAAGCAAAUUAAAAAAUAAAACAAGAAAAUCUUUACAACUUAAAAAGUUAAAUGUAAAUAAUGAAACAAAUAAAACUUGAUAUAAAGCUUUAAAAUUGGUAUGAUUAUUUUCAAUAACAACCUUAAAAAUCUUUUGAAAAGUAGGAAGAAAAAGAUAAAUAUUAUUAAGGGCUAUUUAAUGCUUGGGAAUAAAAAUAAGAAAUUAAAUUGAAAGGUAUCCAACUAGAUAUAAAUAAGCUUACUGCAGGUCUAAAUGUAUGCUUAAAAUUGUAUGAAUAAGCUAUUGAUAACUCAUUAAACACUUUAGGAAAUUAUCAUAUAAAAAUAGCUGAGUUUUAGCAAGACUUUGCAAUAGUUGAUUACUAAAUGUUUGAAUUACUUAAAUCUCUGAAAAAACUUCAUAAAGCAUUAUGUAUAAUAGAAAAUUGGGAACCAAAAAACCCUAAAGAUUUGUAAGGUCUUAUAGAGUUAGAUGCAAAAGGUUAUAAUUUUCCUUUCUUAGAAACUGGUAAUGUUUAAAAGCUUGCAAAUUUAAAUAUUCAAAUAGCAUUGAUAGAAACUAGCUUAAAUCGUUAUAGUAGCUCUCUUACAUUUGUAUAAAAGUCUAAAAUAUAUUUGAAAUAUACAGGAUUGAAAUAGUAUAAGCUAAAUGUUUACACAUAAUAUUUAAUUUGCUACUGUUUAUAUAACAUGAGUUUAUCAAGUGAAGAAGAAAUUUAAAAAUUAGUUUAACAAGUUGAAGAUUUAUGGACAUUAGUAGAUUAAAAUGCAAUUGAUUAAGAAUUUAAACCAGAUCAGGUUUCAUAUUUGUAUUAAUUUUGCUUCAAGGUUUUAAUUGAGCAAGAGAUGAAAUAGUUAGAUUUUAAAAGUAAAUUAAAUUUGAUGAAUAUUUUAGAUGAAGAAAAUGAAAGAUAAGAAGAUAUUUAGGACGUUUUUGAUAAUUAUGCCUUUAAAAACAACUUUACAGGAUAGCAAUAUGUAAUGAGAAGGAAAAUUUACACAAGUUCAAAACUGUAUGACCCAUUUUUGAAAUUCAAAGAAGCCCCUAUAACUGAAGAGGAAAAGCUAGAAAUUAUUAAAUAGAUAUUAUAAAGCAACCAACAAAUUUAAGAAAUAGACUAAAUGCCUAAAAUUAAUUAGUCUUCUUAAAAUAAAUAUGAUCUAAACUUAUAUAUUAAAUCUGUUUUAGAAGAUAUAGAGAAAUAGUAUAAUAACUUUGACAGAUUACCUGAUCCUUAUUUAACGAGGGAAUAAAAACAAAGAUUUACUUAAGAAGAAUAGAUUGCUUAUUUAGAAUACUAAAAAGAAGCAAACAUAAUUGAAUAUAAAGAAAAGAUUAAAAAAUCGAUAUCUUAUAGGACAUUGCAAGCCUUGAUGAAAGCUCUUGGAUUCAAUUUCUUUUACUACGCUAUAAAAAAAUCGUUCAGUUAUUAAAAACCAAACUAAAUAAAAAAAUAGAAAAGAUAAUAGAAAAUUAACAAAUGA